Eremothecium cymbalariae DBVPG#7215 is the source of this 1743-nucleotide messenger RNA. It is a transcript of the gene PHO4, whose product is annotated as phosphate-sensing transcription factor PHO4. Lineage: Eukaryota; Fungi; Ascomycota; Saccharomycetes; Saccharomycetales; Saccharomycetaceae. The record is from RefSeq and is a predicted model, not a curated record. Gene Ontology annotation, molecular function: protein dimerization activity. The transcript has a single exon. Bases 1 to 1743 code for a protein of 580 amino acids.
AUGAUGAUGGAAGAAGGGAAACUUGGGGAUGGGGAUGAUAUAGAGGGGAAGGUUGGUGGAGGUAGUGGGGAUUUGAAUUGCGGAAAUGGUAGGACUAUAUUGGAGCAGGUGGGGGAGUAUUUGAGUGAGCAGGGUCGGCAGGGGGUACGGCGUGGGGGGGGGAAGCAGGAGCGAGACGGUGGGGGACGGGGGGUUAUGGGUCGGGAUGGGGAUGGUUCGGAAGGAGAGGGGGGGGAGGGGGCUCAUGGGUGGUCAGCGGAGGAGAUGCAGAUUGAUUUGGAGCGGUUGGGGCAUUCGUUGUUGGAAGGGGGGGGGAUGGUCGUGGAGAUGAGGGAGUGGGGAGUACUGCAGGCCAUUUUUUUAGACUUUUCUUUGCUGGAAGAGACACAUCAUGGUAAACUAGAGGAUGAUCUAGAAGUGCAUCAUCAUUCAAAGAUUGCAGUUGCGAAGCGUGGAGGGGAGGGAAGGAGGGGCGAUGAUCAUGAAGAGGGGGGGCAUGAGGAGGGCGAGGAAGACGAUAAGCAAGGACAGGAGCAGCAGCCGCAACAUGUAAGGCCUAGAAUGGUGUUCUCUCCGAUGAUGUCACCGCUGGUGCAGUCGCACGGGUCUGCGACGAACACGCCGAUGCUGAGCGCAGAUUUGGCACAUACGACGCAUAAUACGCCGUAUUUGCAACAUGAGGUGCACGGUAUAGGAAUGCAUGCUCUAGCCAAACAGUCAUCUUUCUCGCCAUUGUCGUCUCCAGCGUUGAUGGCUGUGGAGGGCGUACGGUCGAAUAGCUUCAGUUUACCGGAAGCGAGCUUAGUGACUCGCAGGAGUUCCGGGGCGUCCAGAUCCAAGAAGACCCCUCAUUCGACUCCAUACAUGUCUGCUGGCUCUGGAAAAGUCUCUAAACAUUCUCCGCUGGUGGGACCGAAAAAAACGAUUGCAAAUACAGGCAGUGCCGCUGUUACUGCAGCGGCAACGUCUUCUUCCUCUUCGUCUUCGAAAUACAAGGGCCAAAUUUGGGAUGAUAUGUUUAAACUCCCAAACAGUUCAAUAGCGAUUCCAUCUAGCCAGCAGUAUUCAACUUCGCUUGGCAGCGUUUCGGGCGAUACACCAACUUCUCAUUCUACGGUGUCAUCGACGUCUCUCGGACCUGCGGACGAUCAUUUUUCGGAUGAACACAUGAAGCCCGCAACGUUGAUGAACUUCCCUAAGUUUAUUCUUCCCUCUGUGACUAACAACCACACAACUUCCUCUUCUUCUCCAUCUAAUGGUAUGGUAAUCCGAGCUACGGAGUCACCGGUGAUCAGACCGAGACAUCAAAACGGCGUUCCUACAAACUCCGCUGCCACCGUCAACAACAAAGGCAAAAACAUCAACAACAAUAAGGGUGCUGACAAUUCAAGUACGGGGGCCGCCGUAUCGGUGCCACCCACUGCCGUCUCCAUACCAGACUCUCUUCACAUGAAAAACAUCCCCAACGGGUCGUCUGAACAUAACGUGCCCGUAGAAUCCCAGCAUCAUACCAAGAGGACCUCAAGAUCAGCCUCUAAUAGAUCAAACAACGAUGAGCUAAUAAAAAAAGAAGUACACAAGGUAGCGGAACAAGGUAGACGCAACAGACUUAACAACGCUCUGGUAGAAUUGAACACACUCUUACCCCAAGAACUUAAAGAUUCCGUCCAGGUCCCAUCAAAGGCUACUACUGUGGAAAUGGCAUGUGAAUAUAUCAAGCAGUUGACUAGCCAAAAGAAGUAA